This is a messenger RNA of Talpa occidentalis (Iberian mole), 866 nucleotides long. It is a transcript of the gene JTB, whose product is annotated as jumping translocation breakpoint. The transcript has 6 exons. The record is from RefSeq and is a predicted model, not a curated record. Gene Ontology annotation, cellular component: midbody; membrane; centrosome. NCBI's taxonomy places the organism in Eukaryota, Metazoa, Chordata, Mammalia, Eulipotyphla, Talpidae. Gene Ontology annotation, biological process: mitotic cytokinesis. The coding region runs from base 75 to 515 and encodes 146 amino acids.
CCGCGCCCAGAAUCCUCCGCGGGGCAAGAUGGCCGCGCCGGGAGCGGAAGCCGAGGUGCGACACUGAACACUCCAUGCCUGCGGGCGCGGGGAGGCGUGGCCUCCCCCCGGGCCGCCACCUCUGCUGGUUGCUCUGCGCUUUCACCUUAAAGCUCUGCCAGGCAGAGGCUCCCGUGCGGGAGGAGAAGCUGUCAGUGAGCACCUCAAAUUUGCCAUGUUGGCUGGCAGAGGAGUUUGUGGUAGCAGAAGAAUGUGCUCCGUGUUCUAGUUUUCAGGCUAAAACUACCCCUGAGUGUGGACCUACAGGGUAUGUGGAGAAAAUCACAUGCAGUUCAUCUAAGAGGAAUGAGUUCAAAAGCUGCCGCUCAGCUCUGAUGGAACAACAUUUAUUCUGGAAAUUUGAAGGGGCUGUCGUGAGUGUGGCCUUGGUUUUUGCUUGCCUUGUCAUCAUUCGUCAGCGACAGCUGGACAGAAAGGCUCUGGAAAAGGUCCGGAAGCAAAUCGAAUCCAUAUAGCUGCCUUCUGCCUUUUUAUAUGGAUCUUAAGAGACUGUACCUCAGAUAAAGUAGAAUGGACUAACUUAUGCCUCUGGUUCUUUGGGACCUUGUAGAGGCACUCCCUCUCUCCCAUCAUCCUCACUGAGAUCAUUGAUGAGCAGAAUAAAAGGAGUAAAAUAACUGCCUUCCCUACUGUAAUUUACAGGAUAUCAGUUUACCAAGUGUCUUCUCCCUCAUCUACUUAUUUAAAACUUCUGAGAUAUAAUAAUGCCAGUAAAGAAGUUUAUUUCUCGGCCCAAACUUCUGUUUCCCCUCAACCCUAUUACUAAAGAAGAAAUAAAAUCACAGAGACAUAACAAAAAUAUCUGA